UUUUCCAUUUGCAUAGAAUUUUAAACCUGGGAACCCGUGCAAGUUUUUGUUUUCUUUGACAGGAAUACAGGAUACUGUACUGGAGUUGGUCGCUCAUUUACUCCAAAAUAAUUACUCAAGUUGGGGCGCCAUUUCUGUAUCUUCUUCUACUCCCAGGGAGUGAAGACCACUAAGGAAUAUACUGUUUGGUGGAUUUCAAAAAUUACGGCAAUUUGGAAUUAGAUACAAUGUUUCUCAAAGUACAACUGCCUUGGAAUGUCAUCAUCCCUGCUGAACAUAUGGAUGUCAAAGGACUGAUGCUGCAAAAAUCAAUCAUACUCCGGCUGAUGGAAGAUUUUGCCGCCAAGAAGGCAACCAAGGACCUUGGGUAUUUGCUUGCAGUCACAACUUUGGACAACAUAGGAGAGGGGAGAGUCAGGCAGCAGACAGGGGAUGUUCUUUUUCCUGUUACCUUCAGCUGUCUCACUUUUAAGAUAUUUCGCGGAGAGGUUCUGGAAGGAACAGUCUACAAGGUAUUGAGGCAUGGGGUGUUCUUAAGAUCUGGACCUGUCGAGACCAUAUUUCUCUCUGCUCAGAAGAUGCAUGGCUAUCAGCUUGUUCCAGGUGAAAAUCCGAUGUUCAUAAGUGAGAAGCAGUCGAAGAUCGAGAAAAAUGUUGUGGUGCGCUUUUCUGUGAUCGGUACUAAGUGGGUGGAGACUGAAAGGGAAUUUCAGGCUGUCGUUGGUUUGGAGGGAGACUUUCUUGGACCUGUUUGAUAUUGAAAGAUCUAGGUAUCGUGUUCGAGCACUUGUUUUCUACUAUAGUAGGGUGUAAAUAUCUGGCGCUGAACACAACUGUAAGCUGUUGUGCUGCUUCUUUGCCAGAGCAUUACUUCAGAACCUUUUAGCAGUAUGCAUUAUGAAUAGUUUACCGUAAAGAAUUGGAUGUAAGCAUUUUGAAGGUGUGUAUGUAGAAUUCAGCUUGCAAUUGCUUUCA
Beta vulgaris subsp. vulgaris (sugar beet) is the source of this 975-nucleotide messenger RNA. Its product is annotated as DNA-directed RNA polymerase V subunit 7. Gene Ontology annotation, molecular function: single-stranded DNA binding; single-stranded RNA binding. Gene Ontology annotation, biological process: DNA-templated transcription initiation; DNA-templated transcription. Bases 228 to 755 code for a protein of 175 amino acids. The record is from RefSeq and is a predicted model, not a curated record. The transcript has 3 exons. Lineage: Eukaryota; Viridiplantae; Streptophyta; Magnoliopsida; Caryophyllales; Amaranthaceae.